GCUCACCUGGUCCGCCGCCUGCCGGGCGCAAAGUCCCCCCGAGCCGCCCUCACGGGGGCCCUUAUCCCUCCCCCCGCGCCGAGGCCGUCAUCCCGCCAGGGGAGGCUCCCCGCUUAUCUCGAGGCUCCCCAGAUGGCGGGAGGGGGCCCUGCUGCGUGCGGUGGGGGCCCCCACAGUGCGGAGGAGGGACCCAGUCACCCAGGCAGAGCCGUGACAGCAGCAGCCCGGCGUCCUGCGGCCGAACGCCGACUGGGCUUUGCUACGUGCCGUCCCCGCUGCAUUCAGCGCUCGGUUUACCGAGCGCCCGGGCCCCGGAGGGCGGUGUCACCACCCCCAUGUUACGGGGCGGGAACUGCGGCCCGAGGGGCUGGAGGACUUGUCCACAGAAGCCAGGCCCCCAGGCCCCCUCAUCUGCCCCCACACCCGCCCCAGCCCAGAGCAUGUUCCAGAUCCCAGAGUUUGAGCACAGUGAGCAGGAAGACUCCAGCCCUGCAGAUAGGGGCCUGGGCCCCAGCCCCACAGGGGACCAGCCCCCAGGCCUCAACAAGCACUGGAGUACGGUCCCGGGUCUCCUGGGAGGAGCUGGUCACCAGCAGGGCCAGCCGGCCGGCAGCAGCCACCAUGACGGCGCUGGGUCUGUGGAGCCGCGGAGUCGCCACAGCUCGUACCCCACGGGGACCGAGGAGGAUGACGACACCGAGGAGGGGGAGCCCAGCCCCUUCCGCGGCCGCUCGCGUUCAGCGCCCCCAAACCUCUGGGCAGCACAGCGCUACGGCCGCGAGCUCCGCAGGAUGAGCGACGAGUUCCAGGGCUCCUUUAAGGGUCUCCCUCGCCCGAAGAGCGCUGGCACGGCAACGCAGAUGCGGCAAAAGUCCAGCUGGACGCGCUUUUUCCAGUCCUGGUGGGACCGGAACUCGGGGAGAGGAGGCUCCGCCCCCUCCCAGUGACCUUCUUUCCCACGCGGAAGCGCCCCAGCGCGCCGCCCGGCGGCCAUCUUGGGUGUGGGCGGAAGUCGCCUCCCCGGGCCUCUGCAGAGGAUCCGGCCUCCCCGCGUCGGAAGGAGGAGUCCUGACCGGAGCCGCGUUCCCUUCCGGUGGGUGCGGGGAUUGCGGAGGCUCCCACUCAGCGGAAGUUUUGAAGUUCCUCCGCCCUCAGCCGCUGGAAGUGGGUUGCCCCCGGCGCCCGCGCCAAGUUGCUGGUCGGAACCCCCAGAACCCUCUCCUCGCGGUGACCCCGCGGCUGCCGCUCGCCACGGAAUGUGCUAAUAAAGCCCCAUCUACGC
Molecule: messenger RNA, 1282 nt
Organism: Myotis daubentonii (Daubenton's bat)
Lineage: Eukaryota; Metazoa; Chordata; Mammalia; Chiroptera; Vespertilionidae
Gene: BAD
Product: BCL2 associated agonist of cell death
Biological process (GO): cellular response to hypoxia; release of cytochrome c from mitochondria; regulation of mitochondrial membrane permeability
Cellular component (GO): mitochondrion; cytosol
Molecular function (GO): cysteine-type endopeptidase activator activity involved in apoptotic process; protein phosphatase binding; protein kinase binding
Source: RefSeq, a predicted model, not a curated record